AUGACCCAAUUAGGCUUCCUGCUGCUCCUGGUUGUGGCCAGCAGCUGGCACAGUGCAGCUGUUAACUAUACAGAUCCCAUGAGACACACCUGUUCUUAUUCUCCAACUCUGCCCAGAAGCUGCAAGGAAAUCAAACAGAAUUGCCCUGCAUCCCGUGAUGGCCUGUAUUUCCUCUGCACUGAGAAUGGAGUCAUCUACCAGACCUUCUGUGACAUGACCUCUGGGGGUGGUGGCUGGACCCUGGUGGCCAGUGUGCAUGAGAACAACAUGGGUGGGAAGUGCACGCAGGGUGAUCGGUGGUCCAGUCAGCAGGGCAACAGGGCAGACUACCCAGAGGGGGACGGCAACUGGGCGAAUUACAACACCUUUGGGUCUGCAGAGGCAGCAACAAGUGAUGACUACAAGAACCCCGGCUACUACGACAUCCAAGCCCAGGACCUGGAAAUCUGGCACGUGCCCAACAAGACGCCCCUAAAGCAGUGGAGGACACGCUCCCUGCUGAGGUACCGCACCAACACUGGUUUCCUCCAGAAUCUGGGACACAAUCUGUUCGGCCUCUACAAGAGAUAUCCAGUGAAAUAUGGAAGAGGGAAGUGUUGGACUGACAACGGCCCAGUGUCACCUGUGGUGUAUGACUUUGGUGAUGCCCGAAAAACUGCCUCUUAUUAUUCACCCAUUGGCCAGAAGGAAUUUGCUCCUGGAUUUGUCCAGUUCAGGGUGUUUAACAAUGAGAGAGCAGUGAAUGCACUAUGUGCUGGGAUGAAAGUCACUGGCUGCAACACUGAGCAUCACUGCAUUGGUGGAGGAGGAUACUUCCCAGAGCGCAAUCCAGUGCAGUGUGGGGAUUUCUCCUCCUUUGACUGGGAUGGAUAUGGAACCCAUCGGGGUUCCAGCAACAGUCGGGCGAUCACCGAGGCAGCUGUGCUCCUAUUCUACAGAUGA
This is a messenger RNA of Ochotona curzoniae (black-lipped pika), 942 nucleotides long. RefSeq names its product intelectin-1a-like. The record is from RefSeq and is a predicted model, not a curated record. Gene Ontology annotation, molecular function: oligosaccharide binding. Lineage: Eukaryota; Metazoa; Chordata; Mammalia; Lagomorpha; Ochotonidae. Bases 1 to 942 code for a protein of 313 amino acids. The transcript is spliced from 7 exons.